GAAUGACAUCUCUGCUGAAAAGACUUUGUCUGUGUCUCUGUGUCCUCUGGAUCUUUGUUACAGUGAUAAAGGGAGACUUUGUGGAUCUCCCUCCAAACAAUCCCAUACGCUCCCUGGCAGAAGAGGAGACCGUCCUGCCCUGUCGCUACCAGCCAAGUGGGGACAAUGUGGUGGUGCAGGUCACCUGGUUAAAGGACAAACCUGAUGCCACCAAGGAGCAGAUAAUCACUGCACACCAUACUAAUGGACAGACAGCGUUUGGGACGUGGGCUCGACGUGUGCGCUUUAAAAGCGACGACCCCACCUUGGACUCGUCACUUAUCAUCGCCAGCACAGAGGUCUCUGAUGAGGGCAAAUACAUCUGCCACAUCAACACCUUCCCCUCAGGCAGCUUUGACCUCGAGAUGUCACUCAUUGUGUGGACCAUUCCUAUCUCCUCCGUUGACCCUGUGAUUCUGGUGGAGGGACAGAGCUACCGACAGGCCGCUUCCUGUCGCUCUGUGGCCCGCCCGUCUCCCAGCCUGUCCUGGGACACCGAGCUGCCCGGCAAGUCCAUCAACCGCUCCGACAACAUUGCGGUCUCCUCGCACUUCUCCCUGCACCCCCUGAGGAGCAUGAACGGCAAGAAGCUGGAUUGCCUGGUGUGGCAUCCGACUUUACCGGGCCCACGCAGGAUCACGAACAACCUGGUGGUGCACUUCCCUCCACAUGCAGAGGUGUCUGGCUUCAAUAGAGACUGGUUCGUGGGUUUGGAGAAUGCUGCCCUGAGGUGCGUCAGCGGAGGAAACCCCAAACCACAGAGUUUCACCUGGUUCAGAAUGGGUGGAGAGCUGCCGAAAGGUGUGAUCCCCCACUCUAAUGGAACACUAGCUUUUGGGCGACCCCUAACAUUGUCAGAUGGAGGCACCUACCAGUGUGUGGCGAAGAAUGAAGUGGGAGAAGGCAAGGUGGAGGUGGAGGUUGUUGUGACAGAAUCUCCAGCGGAGCCGGAAACGACGGAUAACACGAUUAUGAUCAUCGUGGGGGGCAUCGCCGGUGGGCUGCUUAUUUUGAUGCUCAUCGUCGUCAUCACCGUCACUUGCCAUCACAAACACAAGAACAAGAUACUGCAGAGGGAGCUGAUUGAGAGGAAGGAGGAAAUAACCACCCUCUCCAGGCAAGCUUCUUUCAGGAGAAUGAACUCCGUCAGCACAGACACCAGAGGAGCGACCGAGGAAAACAUCCCUCUGCGGGUGGAGGGAACCCUAAGGACCAGCCUGUCUUCCCUCGGGGAGCACGCUCAUUGCCGUGACAGCAGAUCUACCAUCUCAGGUGGGCGGGUUGGAGGGGGAGCGCUUGACAGCCUGGGCAGACCAGUCCUGUACAACAACUCGCGGAGAGGGAGAGACAGGCUUCUGGAUAGAGACGAGGAAAGCCGUCUCAGAGUGGAGUCAUAUGUACACAGCACUAUGUCUUUGCAGGAAACGCGUUUCCACCGUCCUCUCACGCCAGCAGUCUUCCCAGUGGCACAGCCCACUGAAUUAGUAAGACAGCUAAAUGGCAGUGCCAUCAUCCCAACAGACGGGGGUUCCCGGACAGGAAGUGUCACCAAGAUUCACCAACACUCUCCUCUGAGCUGCAGCUACCCUCCAGUAACAGAUGACGAGGAUGAAGUGGAUGAAGGCUUGGGGGGUCCUGCCAGUCAGGAGCACCCUGAUGACCAAGACAGCGAGACCAACAGCUCCCAGGUGUCCGAGGCUCACAAUACACGCUAUCAGCAGACUAAUGGCACCCUCAGACCCAAGCCCCGGCCGAGCCCCCACACCUCCCUGAUACACAAGGCCCAGAUAGUUUAGCAAGCAGCUGGAAAAUAACAUGUGAAACUACAAGACUGGCCAGCUCUGGUCUCAGAGGUGGUUCAAAUGCAGAUACACUAGCAAGGUAUGAUCACAAACAAGAAAACCAGUUCUGAAAAAUCUGCACCUUGACUACAACGCUGCAUCGUCUGUAUUGUGUGGGAACAUGGUGCAAUAGAACAAAUUAUUGGCAAAGAAAAAAAUCUUAUCCAAAACAUUUUCAUGUUUGGUGAUGUGUGUUGUUCCCCCGGAUUACUGUUACAAACAAAGACAAUGUUGCAAGAUUUCCAGAUCAGCUACUACAGUGUUAAAUCUCAGACGAUAUUCCUUGCUCAUCUUGCGCAACACAGUGUCUGUUGCUCUAACCAGCUGUAACGAACAGGUGGACGCAGUUGGCAUACCUUUUUGCGGGGGAUGUCGAAAGCACUCAUGGUCAUGCUCAGUAGGAAAUCAGGAAAUGCAGGAGAAGUAGACGAGGCUGAACGAAAGUUGGUACAUCAGAAAAGCAGAUUGCAAUACCUCCGUAAUGAGGUUGGGGUUUUGCUUUAAUGGUGUUCAGUGUAUCAGUAACUGUGCCUGUGUUAAGUUCCCUUACACAACACGGUAUGGGAUCUGAUCCAAACCAGGUCUUGUUCUUGUCUUGCCACACCGGCAACAUGCAUACCUCCAUUUUGUCUUAUUGUCCUCGUGCAUUUGCCUUAAACACUGAGAGCAUUUGGAAUAUUUAAAGACUUCAUACAGCCUAAGCAAGACUCCAUACAUAAUAGUGAUUAGGCGGUGUGUAAAUGUGUAUAAAUAUGCAAAUGUUUUCUUUAUAUAAACAAACUCAGAAUCCUUAAACUCAAAUCGUCAAUAAUAUACAGGAAAUUAGCAUAUCAAUUAAUGCUAUACAUCUCUCUUCUAGUUCACACAUGCCCCCCUUUCUCCCCAACCUCACAUUCACGCCUACGGUCACACACAUAUGCAUAUAGUAUAUAAAUAAUCACUAUACCCUGCUCCUGCUGCUAAGUUGCGAAGAUAAAUGUUGAAACACAAACACACACACACACACACACACACACACUUAAGAAAUUGAAGUGUUUGUUGUGUACCUCAAUGUAUGCACACAUUCACAGUGGAUGAAAGCAGGAAAAGCUGCCAAAUGUUUGUAAAAUGCAUUUUAAUUUUACACCUUUUUUUAUUUGAUAUGUCUAUUUUUGUGAAUACAUGUUUUGGUACUUUGCAAAGUUCUUUCUGCCUGCUUUCAACAUCCAAGACAGGACAACGCCUUUACAAGAGUAAUUUGACACGAAUUGGGACAGACUUAUAAUAUUGUGGCAAAACCAAGCAUGUGUUGUUUAUCUUUAUUUUGUUUAUAUGUGUUGUUGGUUUCUAUUACUGCCCUGAUAUGAAAAGCAAAGUGCCAAAGGGAAAAUAUAAAAUACCACUUUUGCUUUUUUGGCAAAUAUGAAGUAUUAUUUUGUUCCUCACACACAUAUUACACUGUAGGCUACUGGUAAUGUUAGCUUCCGUAAAUAUUACAUUUUAAAAAAUUGGCAAAAACCCAUCUGAAAUAGAAAUGUUGAUUUAAAAGUAUGCUGGGACAGUUUGUGGCAAAGGCAAUGUGCCAUAUAUUAUUUGCAGGCAACCAACAUGUAAGAGCAGCAGAUGAAUGGUAUUAUGUUUGAAUGUAGGCUGUAUUUGUUGCAGACAGUGCCCCCUGAUGUGUACUGCUGGAAAGUGCAGGGACCUGGAUGAGCCUGCAACACUACUGCACAAUGAAUGACUGCAUUCCACUGUGAUUUUGGAAAAUGAUAUUCCUGGUCACGUGCCUGGAUUUUAAUUUACUGUGAGGGCUAUGUAUGGGAAUAAGCUUGUAUUGAUGGGUUGUAAAUAAAUGUGCAUGUUUUCCAACAUGUUUGCUAAUGUCAA
Messenger RNA from Micropterus dolomieu (smallmouth bass), 3746 nucleotides. It is a transcript of the gene nectin4a, whose product is annotated as nectin cell adhesion molecule 4a. Gene Ontology annotation, cellular component: adherens junction. The coding region runs from base 3 to 1835 and encodes 610 amino acids. The transcript has 11 exons. NCBI's taxonomy places the organism in Eukaryota, Metazoa, Chordata, Actinopteri, Centrarchiformes, Centrarchidae. Gene Ontology annotation, biological process: homophilic cell-cell adhesion; heterophilic cell-cell adhesion. The record is from RefSeq and is a predicted model, not a curated record.